AUGGCGGCUAUAUACAAUAAGAAUGCGCCAUUGUGGCCAAAUAAGGAUGAAUAUUUCUUUCGUGAUCGUGAUAUUCAACGCAUCCGUCAGACGGGACCACGUUGUGUAUCAACGACUCUUGCAAUGUUGGCGGGAAAAUCACCGGAAGAUUUUCAAGGCAGAAUGAACACGCAGGAUCCAUAUUCUUGGUCAGAAGUACUGCAACCAUAUGGAAUGAAGCUGGCCUACUGUACUGCAGAUGUACGAAAAUUGAAAUUCUAUAUGAAUGAGCUCGUUGGUAUGGAUGAUCUCUUCACACUUAGCUAUUAUACAACUCUUAACCCGGAAGCUAUUCUUGGUGAUCCGAACAAUGAAGGUUGGAUAACUGGCUCUCAUAUUGUCAUUUUGCAUCGAGAUAAGAUUAUUGAUCCUGCUACAGGAACAGCAACGCAGGCAAUCGAGCAUCAUUGUAAUAAUUAUCAUACGAAACGUAUUUUUCGCAUAGUACCUAACGAUUAUGUUCGUGGACUUUGA
Adineta steineri is the source of this 513-nucleotide messenger RNA. NCBI's taxonomy places the organism in Eukaryota, Metazoa, Rotifera, Eurotatoria, Adinetida, Adinetidae. The record is from the annotation of a GenBank genome assembly.